UGAACCUUGUUUUUUCUAAAUAUCCCGCACAUUCGGCCGCAUCGUCUACUACUUCUAGAUGCCGAUGUAAAUGUAUGUGUUCCACCAGAGCAUUCAAUCUUUGCCUUCGCCAUAAGAUGACCUUCAUAGUAUGAUCGCUAGAUAUAUCAAAUAAGUAUUAUAUAUGCUGUAUCUACUUCUUCUUCCUGUUGACCAGCUCCUUGUGACGAAGUUGACUCGUGGUCGUGCAAUUUCAUCUUAACACGUUCUUCAUUCGGUUGCGUUUUCGAUUGAUGUUUACCUAAGUAUAAUAUGUAUAUGCGAUUCAUCUCUUUACCUGUCACGACACUGAUUCUGUUGAUAUCGACGCAGGACAACGACAAUCUAUCCUAUGAUUUUGUUCACCACGCCUCUACCUCUUAUUUCAGCCAGAACAUCCGGAACUAUCAUCAUCUCCUCAUUGACAUUUUUUGUGAUUUUUGCGUAGAACUCGAUCUCGAUAGUAACAAAACAAAGACGGAGGCAUCUGGCCAGAAAUUCUUCAACGAUAUUACUCUCUCCUGUCAUACUUGGUCGACCAACGGCUCAGACGUGACGUGAGUGGAGCACAUGCAAUGACACGAAGUCGCGCAAGUCUACGAACUACGUGCAGUUUUUUUGUAACUAGAAACUUUUUUAUCUUUCCUUAUUCAAGAACGUCCUCCGGCUGUGUAAAAUAUGGAAAUUAUUAUGUGAAGAGGGAGACGUUGUAGGAAUGCUAAAACGGCUACAGGUUUCUAUUUUCGAAUUCUUGUUUCUAUGUAUCGGGAUCCACAUACUACUAGAACUAGUAUAAUUCGUAAACAUACUAGUUAUAGUUCUAGUUGUAGAUGCCGAGUGCGUUUUACCUUGAUAACGUUCUUUACUCGUAAUAGAAUACCAUGUUGUGGACGAAUUGCAUUUUUUCAGAUAUAAUACUGAUUGCGUAUCAUGAUCUAAUUAUUUUUGCUUUAUUUUAUGUAUGAGAUUCGAGAUGCUCUAGAAGUACUUUCCCGAAAUUCGAGGAGCAAUUGUCGUCCAUUUUUUUUCGAUCGUCGUGAGAAAGUUCCUAACAAGAUUCAGUUUGUGUGGAGCAAUCCAAAUUCGUAAUAGUCCUAGUCGUCCUCGCGUCGAAGGCAAGUCGCCAUCGAAUAGUCGUUCGCUUACGCAAGAAGUAGAAGACCAAGAUGAAGAAAGCGCUUUCAUAACUUUACUAGUAGGAUGAUAUCGAACCUUGGUGUUUUUUGAGCCGAUAAAUAUCUCCAUUCACUAGUAAAAAAGAUCUUGUUCAUCUUGUUCCUCCUCGAUCAAUUUAUAAACUACGACUGACAUUAUUAUACAUAGCAGACUUACAGUUAAUACAACUCCUCCAGCUCGUUGGAUAUUAGUGUUAGUGAAGCUGGAUCUUUGUGCUCUGGAUAGUAAGAUCCGUAUGUCGGAUCUUCAUCACCACAUUUGUGAUUGUUUGUAGCAGAGAAAGUCGGAGUUCUUGCCUAUGGGUUUCCGGAACGCGUGCACAAGCACAGAAUCCGCUGGCGAGGCGUUGUAGGAAGGAGAAAGGCUGAAGGUCUUCGUGGUCGAAUUGGUCAUUACAAUUUGUUCUUCUUUACCGGCCCUGCUAUACUACAAAAAUGUCGGCAUUGAAGAGCGGUCGGAAAAACUGGGCUGACAUGCACAGCGAUGACUCCGAUGAAGACGAUGCGUGGUUGUACUUAUUCAAUUUUGAUUUUACCUUUAUUUUAUUUUAAGUCUCGGUCAUUUUUAUUUUGAUCAAUUUUUUCUGAGACGAGUACUUACCCUUCCCAUAGUAGUCCGGUUGUUCAUUCCGUUUCAUGUUAAGGCUUGCUUUCUCCUGACUAAUCAACUAGGCAUAGGCGCUAUCAUACAGCUGGAAGCUGUAUGAUCACAGAAUAGCACACUGUGAUCAUUCUAGAGUAUAGUGACUAGAUCUUCUCUCGUACUUACCGGCUCUUCUGCCCUCACGCUUACCAGUUAUUUUCAGUCUUCAAGCAGUACGUCCACCUCCACGUCGAUAUCGAUUAUAGUAUGAUUCGAGAUUAACAUGAAAGUCCUCCUCAAGUACCUUUUUCGUCCACACAUCAUUCUUCUUCAUGAAGAUGAAGAUGAUUAAUAAAAAAUGAUUAGACAUGAUCAACAUUCAAUAUCAAUUCGCCCAACGAAAACCUCCACAUCAGCCCGAAGCGACUAAAUGCCGAUCAGAGUGAAUCAGCUAAAAAAGCGGUUGGAGGGUCUAAUAUCUCGACGAAAGGGACUACAGGAGGACCAGUCGUCGGGCUUUCGAAGCUGAGUAGCCAGCCGAUCCGCGAUCACGGAGACUCAUUCAGUUAUAAGGUGCGGGACCCAGACGCGGAUCUAGAUCUCGCGUCGACCUUCGCAAACACCUUCGGUGAUGUGGAAGAAAGAUGGCGAAAGAACGAAAAACUAGAACAAAAGCCUCUCAUGGGAGGUGAUCUUGGAACCGGGACAUCGAGCUCAUCUUCGAGUAGCAAAUCAUCGACGCGGGGAGGCCACCGAGACCAAGACAUUGACGAUCUAGCAAACGCGAAUGACAACAACAUGCACAUAGUGGAUGAGAACAGUAAAAAAGCAGCAGGAUCUACUUCGCAUCAACGAGCAGGAGGUCUUGUUGAUGUUGACGUUGUUAAUAACCAGCAAGGUGCAGGAGCUGGAGCAAACGCCGCUGGAGGAGCAGGUACGACUUGCAGCUACGAAGGAGCGCGAGAGCGAGCUGGUUCAGGUGCGACAGUUUCAACUGGUCGCGGCACUAGCGGGAGCGGCAGUGAGAAUCCAGAAGGGACAGACGCAUCUGCUACUUCUGAAAUUUUCGGGCUAGACGAUCAGUCAGAACAUGGCAGCGCCGCCCUCGCUUCCAUGGAUGGCACAAAUAUAGCACGAGCUACAAGCAGGAGGGGAGGUGGAGCGGAGACGACCACGGCUAAGGGAAGUAGUGGAGUAUCUAAAAAUCGCUCAGGGAACGGUUCUUCGGUAGUGCCAAGAGGUAACGGCGGUCGCGACAUCCGCGUUGCUGACGUCUCAGCGCCAUCCGCGGUUCACAAAGGUAAAGGGAAAGACGGCAAGAAAGGCGGCAACAAGGGAGGAGGAGGUAAGUCAACGAGAACAUCUUCUGAACAUGAAGGUGGAGAGGAAAGCAGAAUAGCAGCUGCAUCGAAAAACGUCGUCGACGCGCCUGGUCCUGCGGUCUUCAAAAAGAGGGUACCAGGUGCCUCCGCAGCACCUAGUAAUUGGUCAGGAUGGGGUGCACAACCCACUGGUGAGGAUGAUGAUGAGGAGGAGGAUAACGCGCAAAAUGAAAGCGGAGCAGCUGGGACAACUGCAGAGAUGUUCCCAGACCUAGCAACUGGAACGUCAGCAGCGUCCACAGAGGCAUCAAAACCAAAGCUCCGAGGCGGGUUUGGUGGCUCGUCCGGAGCAACGAAGUUCCAGCUUGGGAACGGCAGCAGCUAUAGGAAAGGAAGCUCCUCAAAAGAAAAAGAUAAUGGCACGAAGAGUCCUGGUCCUCCAGCUUCAGCUGCAGGUAUUUCUUUUUAGGUUUCUAUUCAACAGCGCUGACAAAUCCUAUUUUUUCUAACUAUAUCCUGCGGCAGUACAAAUUGGUACUCUGAACAACGACGAGGGGAAAAACUAAGUACGUGAAUCAGUUAAUUUUUGUAGGAAUGCAUUCGCACUUGUUGUUUUUAUAACUCUUCCGAUCCGCGUACUUCAUUUGGCUUGUUUUGAGAUCUUCAAAUAUUUAAUGUUCUCUGCAAAUGAAGAAACCUUCCGACAAGAUUGCACUCUUGCCAGCAACUCCCCUCAAUCUCAUCUACUCAACAUAAGGUAACGCAGCGGUAGCUGACGCUGAACAAGACAAGGGUCGAAUAGCAGAUGUGUCGCAACCGCAGCGAGCAGCUGCGUCAGGCAAGAGCAAAGGUAAAGGAAAACCCGAAGCCAAGCUUGAAAAGAAGUCAUGGGCAGAUAUGUCUGAUGACGACAUCGACGACGGCAUGGAACCACGUACUUUCUCUAUCAUAGAUUGAUUCUCGUCGAAGGUGUACCUCUAUCUGGAUUGAGGCAAGAAUGAUUUUAGUAGUAAUACCACACCAGUAGUUGCUGUUGCUGCGUCGAGAACAACACACAGUAAGAACUACAACAUCGUGAUGUUUAUCUUCUUUGAUUAUAGCAUCAUUGUGAUCACUGUCACUGGCAGCUACAUACCACACUGACACUCCGUCCUCAGAUUCCCCGAUUCGAAACAAACUGAUAGAAGAGCGCGCUGCGCCAACGAAUUGGGCAGCGGCGAUGACCAAGACACUAACCGAAGAAGACCGAAAGAAGUCUGAGGCCUUACAGAAGGCAGCAAGCAACAAAAAUAUACAUGAUUGGAACACGAAUGCAGCAGAGUUUGUGCCAGGUACUUUCAGAUUAAAAAAAAAGACAGAGUUUUUGUUCAUCUACGUAGUAGUUUUUUGAAGAAGGCUACUUUUUCACAAGGUACAGGUGGUACUGGUAUCAUCUUUCUUGAUCGAAUUCCUAAUUCAGUGAAAAUUAGUUCAGUUUCAUCAAAUUCAUGCUAAUAUGAAAUCUAUAGGCGCGUCUUUUGCAGGAACUGGAGUUAGUGCCCCCGAAUUCUACGACAGCGCAUUCACCAAUGGUUUUACCCCGCAAGGACUGCCGACGUCGCAUAAGAGACAAAGGGGUGAUCUUACACCUGCGUCGAGUGUUCGUGGAUACUACGACAAGAUGCCGCGUAUGGGUGCUAUACCGGGAGGAGGUCCAGGUGGUCCUUGCUCGGGGGGCGUGACCCCGAUGUCCACUGCGUCCACCGCAGAGAUGAUCGUAGCUCCCUAUGUUGUGGGAUGGAUGCCGACAGCAGUAGCAUUCGCAGAAGCGAAGAAAGCCGCCAUGACGAAGACUGUUAGCACUGGUUCCUCCUCCGCGCGAGGUGCGGUGUUGUUCCCAGAAGCAUCCAGACCGAUGGAGGCGCCAGUAGCUGGAGGCCUCAACAAAAUGGAAUUAAACACGGAAGCGCUGGUGGAUGGUAUCUAUCUAUCGAUUUUGGACGAUCCUUUUCACAUGUUCUGGCAAGGUAGAUUAUGGCACAUAAUUUUUUUUUCUUCUUAGUUAUCUUGAACAUCUUCCAGUAAGAACUAGGAGCAUGAUGAUGACCUCGUCAAGCAUAAAAAAUAGAUAUGUUGCAUAGUUGUAUAUUAUUGCGUGUUAAAUUUAAAUUACAAAAACUGCAUCUCAAAAUUGUAGGUACUAUGACCGAUGCGGAAAGGCAAGCUGCGAGUAAACAGAAGAAGAUAGACCGGGUAAAGAGCCACGUUGCAUACGCAAGGUAUUUGAAGGCAGUGCCGAAGGACACUCGUGCAGACGAGCCCUCGACACCAUCAGCCACUGAUGCCUCGCAAUCGAAUCGUACUAUCAAUUUCUAUUUAAUUCCUGCUCAUAUAAUUUGUAUUUGUAGUUGUAUUUGAUGUCGUCGUCCUCGUCGUGCUCGUGCACAUCAAUUACUAGAUAGACGGUUCUUUCCCAUCAUGAUCAAGCAUGGUCAGGAUUGAUGUACUACUUGAGUGUCCAACAGUAUCAAUCAAGGAUUAGCGACGCUUUUACUUACGAUGCGAGACAUCUCCGUCCUCUACUAUGGUGCAGGAGACUCAAAACUGCACAAAACGUCAUACAAUUAACUAGGUGCCUUCCGAUACGAGUUAGAAGCGUUUCGCAGCUGGCUGAUCGAAAAGUACGGUCACGAAGACGAAGAUGACCACCAAGCGGAACAGAAAUAGGGAUUCACUGCUGUUGCGCAUUGGUCGUACCACAUAAAAUCAAGUGUGGAGAUCAUUAUGAUCAUGUUGGCAGCUGCUCUGCCGGUGCCACAUCCUCGGCGCAUCAAUUUCUCUACCCACGACUACCCACGACCUCAACCAAGCAGAAGAAGAAAAUACCACGACCACCGCGCUCUCAUAAAUAUGUGUGGUUGUUGUUUUCCUACACCGCAAUGAACAUUUUUGUAUGUAAAAGUACUGUAGCCGUACUCCUCUCACCGAAAACUAGAAAUAUUGUAUUGCUGAUAAGGCCUUAAUAUUGUGAUUUUUCUCAGUCUUCUUUGCGCCGCUAAUGGAUAAUUUUACUUUUAGGGAAAACUCGCUGCUGUCGUUAUGUAUAGACUGCGUGACCUGCUUAUGCUAGUACGCUCAGACUUGAUGGUGUUGGAUGAGUAUUAGAUCAAACUGCAGAGUCAAGAAGAAAGAGAACUAUUAUUUGACGAAAAUUUUCGAUUUCGUAACUGUCAUUCUCUUCAUAGUCAAUCUCGUCAGAAGAAGCUAGUCGUAUAUAUUUAAGUUCUUAAAAAAAGGGAACGUCCUGUGUAGUUACUGAGUCGUAGGUAUAAUUGAUAGACACUCACAACUGUCAAAUUUCAACAUCCUGUUAUGAAGAUGAUUUCAAUUUCAACGUAGUGAAUAAACGUAAAAUCUGAAUUUACCACUUAUUGUUUUAGUCGUACUUGAACUUGUACUUGUUGUCGUUCAAGACCUGUUUCCUCAUACGGGGGCAUGCUCUGGUACGUACACCUAGUCGCUAAUGCACGCAGAAAAUUCUCUAGCUUGAAAAAUAUGAAUCGUAGUUCAACGUCAACCAGCGCAUCUUCGUAAAUUGUCAGAACUUCCCGCCCCAAGGCGAAGAAGUCACGUGGUCACACAUGUUAGCUAUAUUGAAAUUUCACUCCUCUUGUUCAGAACUUCAUCCCUAACCUUGUAAUCAUAUGAGCUGUAACUAUGAUCCCUCGAAUGAUUAAGUAUCAUCGUCAAGCACCUAAACGAGCAGCACAAAAAGUACUGCGCCGGUGGGGACAACACAUCGCUGUGUUGGGCUCGUCGUCUUUGUUGGUUCAUCCGUGACCCCUCCCGUCACGGGAGCAAGGUCGUGAAAAGAAAUUCUUAUUGAUUCACUAUGCAGAGCUUCGACGUAUUUACUACAAUACUCAAAAUUUCCAGAAUUCAAGUUCAACAAUCAACUACAGAUACUACAUCAACAUUGCUAUACUACAUCAACAUUGCUGCAGCUGCUAGAAGCUGAAUUAGUUCCGGCGAAAGUCGAAAAAGUAUUAAAGCUGCAUCGAUUGAACAAAAGCGAACUUGGAAAAAUGUCAGUUUUCAGAUGAUCCAACUUGCCGUUAAUUAUAUCAUUCGCUUUCUACAAUUUUCGAUCGACGAGAGUUCUUCUAUCCACGACGUAUUUUUACUAGUGACACUAACUAUGUUUGAGUAUGAUGGAGACUAAUAGUAAUAUCCAGCGUUGUUGUAUAGUGAGAGCCCGAGGAGCAAGAUCUGGGAAGUCAGCAGCAGCGGAACAUGGUGGCGGCACGUGCCUUAAUUGUGAGAAGCUGACCAGGACCGUUGAAGCAAAACUAAAAUAUCAAAAUUGUAAGCUGUAAGCACGUGUUGAAAUUUUUCAAUUUUGUUUCAAAUUGAAUCCGAGGAUAUCGAUAAACUGAUGUGUCGCGAGGAUGUUGCACAGUCAUUGUAGGAGUUCUUAUCUAUUUUGUUUAUCGAUGGGGAUGGUAAUGGUAUAGCUCUAGUUCUAGUGGUAGUUGUAUGCGUAGAAGGGAGUCGCAAUAGAAAUAGAGAAUUAAGACAAAUAUAUAAAAAUGCCCGAACAAGACGAUGAGUGUCAGGCCCCCCCCAUCGGCGUCAACGUCAUCGAUAUCUCUGGUGUAUUUAUGGCCACAGCCGAUGAACUCCAACUCCCUGUCAUAGGCCUGAUCUUUAGUCCAAUUGUGCAUGUACAUUAUCUCACGUUUGUUGUUGGAGUGAUUUGUAUGUUGAAAUAAAUUUGAACUUGAUCAGAAAGUAGUAGAUGGUUCUUCUUGAUGGGAGCCCAAGCUCUUCUCGAGACGAGAAGUCGUUCCUUUGCGAACAAAGUGAACAGCUUUAUCUUAAUAGCAGUAGAAGGUUCUGAUGUUGUCGGGAUCAUUAAGAUGAUGUUGAAUAGAAACUGGGUCGAUAAAAUCAUCAUGAAGAACGCGCUGUUGUUGUAUCUAAUUAGCAGGUGUUGCUGUUGCCCGGACUGGUGCUCGCUCCGCCGAUGCAAGACCGAUCCCGCCCUGUUUGACCUUUUGAAUAGUCUGUGAUUUCUAAUCUCCCUUAUUUCUCGAAUGCAAUUGUAUGUUGUAUGUGCCCAUUGAUGUAAGUCAAUGAAUAUUAGCUAUUGUUCGUAUUCCUUAAUAGGUAAAGCCCACCCCUCUCUCUUUCUCUGGAGCUGGACGAAUGGCCUUCAUCAAUGUUGGAACAGCGCUCUCUAUUCGCGCAAUCCUUCUCCUCGGAUUAAAGAGGUGGAUGUAAUAUUGGGGAAACAUUUAUAAAGCAUCACAAACUCAAUGCGCAACAGGAAUACAUAGGACUCUGCUUGUUCGUCAUAUGUCUCUCUGAAGAGAGCAUGACGACGACUAGGAGACUUAGAGUUCCAAGUGAGACAUUGUUAUCUUGGGACUUAAAAAUGAUGUGUUCUUCGCUGUGGAGGAUCAUGUGCUGGAGGAGUACAAAUGAUGGUAAAGAUCAUGUUUAUGUUUCCGUUCGAU
Amoebophrya sp. A25 is the source of this 8596-nucleotide messenger RNA. The record is from the annotation of a GenBank genome assembly. NCBI's taxonomy places the organism in Eukaryota, Dinophyceae, Syndiniales, Amoebophryaceae.